CGGUUUUGUUUCGAUCCAGGACCAGGAUGAGUUCCACCGGAGCUCCGCAGACUUCCCGAGCUCCCGAGGGUUGCCGCUUCGACCUGGCAUCCAGGUACUAUAUGCUCUGUGACUUGAACGCCACGUGGGGCAUCGUCCUGGAGGCGCUGGCCGGUGCUGGAGCCGUGACCACAGUGGUCUUCAUGGUUGCUCUCCUGGUCCUCGUCUGCAAGGUGCAGGACUCCAACAGGCGCAAGAUGCUGCCCACGCAGUUCCUCUUCCUCUUCGGUGUGUUGGGGCUCUUCGGCUUGACCUUUGCCUUCAUCAUCAGACUGGACGGGGCCACAGGGCCCACGCGCUUCUUCCUCUUUGGUGUCCUCUUUGCUCUCUGUUUCUCCUGUCUCCUGGUGCAUGCUUUCAACUUGACGCAGCUCGUGCGGGGCAGGAGUUCGCUCUCCAUGCUGGUGACUCUGGGCCUGGCGUUGGGCUUCAGCCUGGUGCAAGACGUCAUCGCCAUCGAGUAUGUGGUCCUCGCCAUGAACAGGACCAACGUCGACGCCUUCUCGGAGCUCUCGGCGCCUCGCCGCAACGAAGACUUUGUCCUACUGCUCAUCUACGUCCUCCUGUUAAUGGCCCUCACCUUCCUUAUGUCCUCCUUCACCUUCUGUGGCCCCUUCACUGGCUGGAAGAUACACGGGUCCCACGUCUACAUCGCCAUGCUCCUGUCCAUCGCCAUCUGGGUGGCGUGGAUCAGCCUGCUUUUGGUUCCCAGCCCGGGUCCCAAGUGGGACGACACCAUCCUGAGCACGGCCCUGGUGGCCAACGGCUGGGCUUUCCUGUUUGCUUAUGUUGGGCCCGAGUUUCGGCUGCUCACAAAUCAGCGCGAACCCACGGAUUAUCCGCUCGAGGACGCGUUUUGUAAACCUCAGCACAUGAAGCCGAAUCAAGGGAUGGAGAACAGAGCAUAUUUUGAAGAUGAUAUGUCUCAAGGCCGUGGAGAGAUAGGGGACACACUCCACGCCCCUUACGCCACCCAUUUCCAGCUCCAGGAUCGGACCCCCCAGAAAGAUUUCUCCAUCCCCCGGGCUCAGGCCCGGCCCAGCCCUUACAAAGGCUACGAAGGCAGGAAGGAGGGCAGCUAACAGGCUUCGCCAGAGCUGCGUGUGACCACCCUGCCACAUAGCGAGGCGCGAGGUGCCCACCAGUGGAAUCUUCCAGGAAAUCCCACCCAGGACGUUUGAGGGGUCCUCUGACCCCACUCCCACCACAACCAUUCCUCUCUUACGUCCAAGCCGAGGCAGGUGAGAAAGACUCGAGGCCCCAGCAGCUUUUAUGCCUAACUUGGGAUUCUUUCUCUACGUGGGAGUCUUUGAGCUGCCUAGACCCAGGUGUCACCGAGUCCUUGUCACUUACCUGUGACUGAAAGUGUGCACAUCAGCCCUCAAUCCUGGCAUGCUCGGCCUCUGGGGCAAGCGCGUCCAGCUGCAAGCUGGGAAUCUUCAGCCUGGAGCACGACUGGGAGCUGAGCGAAACCAACAGAGGCUGCACGCCUGGCUCUCUCCUGUGUGCCAGUCUCUUGGCUCUGCAUCUGCCCGGCCUUCUGCGCUGGGUAGAGGAGGCUGUGGCCAGCCUGAAGAGACUGUCCCCAGUGUUCCCCAGCCAGUCUGCACCCGUGUCAACUCGCGGACCAGAGCUGCCCGUGGACUGGCUUUCCUGGACCCCUCCAGCACCGACAAGCGCAGUUGCUCCCGAAGACGAGUUUGCCUGCCGCUCCUGCAGGCCAUUCUGGCACUGAGACGCCUCCCCUCGUCCAGCUUUCUGUAAAUACGUUCCCGUUGUACUCCCCAGGGGGGCAAUGUUAUUGUAUAAUAAGUUAUUCAGCCGGAUAUUCAAUAAAGGUGUGGUGGUGAUUU
Molecule: messenger RNA, 1892 nt
Organism: Ochotona curzoniae (black-lipped pika)
Lineage: Eukaryota; Metazoa; Chordata; Mammalia; Lagomorpha; Ochotonidae
Gene: GPRC5A
Product: G protein-coupled receptor class C group 5 member A
Exons: 3
Coding region: 27-1121 (364 amino acids)
Biological process (GO): G protein-coupled receptor signaling pathway
Cellular component (GO): extracellular exosome; plasma membrane; intracellular membrane-bounded organelle
Molecular function (GO): protein kinase activator activity; G protein-coupled receptor activity
Source: RefSeq, a predicted model, not a curated record